Messenger RNA from Clarias gariepinus (North African catfish), 3299 nucleotides. RefSeq names its product deltex E3 ubiquitin ligase 3 (gene dtx3). The transcript has 5 exons. Gene Ontology annotation, biological process: protein ubiquitination; Notch signaling pathway. NCBI's taxonomy places the organism in Eukaryota, Metazoa, Chordata, Actinopteri, Siluriformes, Clariidae. The record is from RefSeq and is a predicted model, not a curated record. Bases 397 to 1596 code for a protein of 399 amino acids. Gene Ontology annotation, molecular function: metal ion binding.
AAUCCGACACCUGAAGUGAAAAGCUGCCAUUCAAAAUGGCGCCGUUCACUGAUCCGAGUGACGAACUUCCUGCUUCCCUCAUCACGGGUCCUGGAAACUAGACCAAGGCAAGAUGACACCCACAUCGCGUUACCGGAGACUUAACCAAAAAUAAUACAACACGGUGAUCCUGACAUGGUUUCGGGAAUCCUCGGUGUGCUAGGAUGGGACGCGGUCAGAGAGCUGAACAACGAGACAGAGCCAGUGCUCGUGCGGUAACCUGGAGGACUGUGGACGUUACAAGGGCUUGACGUGAGAGAGGAGAUCACGUUAACCAAAAAGAAAAAGAAAUGCAUCGGUCAGGAUCCGGUGUAACUAUUGCGUCAUAAAGGUGAAACAAAUGCAACGUUUGUCUUUAUGCUUCCAUCGGACCUUAACCGCUUUCCAAACAUAGAUCAUCAUCCACCCUAUAGCGAGCUCUUCCGGCAGCACAGGAGGGUAAUAUUCAAACCUGCUGUUAAAGGCGAAUUUAUGGGAUCACAAGUUUCAUCUGAUGAGAUGAGUGUGCGCACAGGACAGGGCAGCGAUGAGGUGCUGGUGUCUCAGGCUGUGUGGGAUUACCUGGCAGCAGCCGGGAGGUCUUGGCUGCUUGACUUUGAGGAUAAACAGGGACUAAGUGCUGGAAUUGUUCGGCGUGGAGAGCGUGGAGGCUGCUGUGCUGUAAGACUCUCACCUGUGGAGGGUAGGACCAGGUUGACGGAAGGGACAGUCUCAGCUGCCACGCGUAAAGCCUUUAUUGACCUGUGCCGUUCUGCCCGCAAGGAGAUGACCAAACAGGAAGCGGCUCCAAAGAGAAAGCGCUCUCUGUUACCCUGUAUCGGGGUGGCGGAGAUGGAUGCCGAAGGGAGUUUGCUUCCUCCACCUCCUCCACAGCCUCGUCGAUCCCAGAGGCAGCAGCAGCUAAGGUACAAGAAAAAUACAGAGACGGAACCCUGUGCCGCUCCAGCAAAGACGGAUUGUGCAUCAGGAGCAAGCCGGUCGAGUGAAGACGACAGUGUCAUCUGCUCCAUCUGUAUGGGAGAGAUGGUGGAGAAGACCACUUUGGACAAGUGUGGCCACUCGUUCUGCCGGACUUGCCUGGAACAGGCAUUCCAGGUGAAGAAGGCUUGUCCUGUGUGCAGGCUUGUUUAUGGCCAGCUUAUUGGAAAUCAACCAGCAAACGGUAGCAUGAUGGUGGAAAGAGACCCAGGUCUAGAAUUACCUGGGCAUGAGGGCUAUGGCUGCAUAUGCAUUAUCUAUAGCUUCCCUCCCGGGUUCCAGUCACAAGAGCACCCAAACCCUGGUGUGCUUUAUCCAGGCACUGAUCGCGUGGCCUACUUACCGGACAGCCCCGAGGGUAACCGUGUGUUGCGUCUGCUACGGCGCGCUUUUGCACAGCGGCUCCUUUUCACUAUAGGAACCUCUAUGACCACAGGCAUGCAUAAUGUCAUCACAUGGAAUGAUAUCCACCACAAGACCGCUAUAUUGGGUGGACCACGAAGCUUUGGUUACCCAGAUCCUACAUACCUCGUACGGGUGACGGAGGAGCUGCGGGAAAAAGGAAUAACGGCUGACUGAUCCUUUGGGACUCGGCACAUCAGGACAGCUAGCGACCUGGCAAGUGGAUCAGAUUGACCACAGAAUACCUAGUGAUUCACUGUGUUAAUGUAAAUCACAGCCAUUCUACAGUACCUGUUUGGUCAGAUGGCUUUUUACAAACACUGAGCUUGUGUCGAUUGGUUUCUUUUUUUGUUUGAAGAAAAAGUGAUUGCUUUCUUGCAAUAAGUGACACAUUAUAAAUGAGUGCAGUGCAUUCCACAUGUUUAUUGGUUUCAGAAACAGCACUUUGAAAAGUUAAGAGCAAAGUCUAAAGCUCUGUGGUUUGUUGAACUCUGAGAUGAAGUAAGUGCUGAUUAACAUCUUUCUGCUGGUGUAGUAGGGAACUGUUUCCAUGUUCUAGGCAAAUGGCUUUUUUUUUUUUUUAUUUAUUCCAUCCAGCAGGUUUUCUGUGACUUGUUAUCCUUUAGCUACUGUCUGGGCCAAGAAAGCGAACCCAUAGCUAUACCGAUCCUGGGCAGUGUUUUUAUUUAUUCUUUUUUUUUUUUUUAUGCAGCACUACAAGGCACUUUGCGGUCACAUAUGUAUGUUAAUUGUUAAUGUUUGGAGCUAAAUUCUGGUCUGUUUUCAGAUAUGCAGCCUUUUGCAGAUGUAGAGGACCAGUUUAACAGCUAAGAGGUGAUGUCAAUCCCUAUAUGUCUUUUUUUUUCAUCCAGGAAGAAAGUUCUUUUGUUUUAGUAUAUAGAUUUUUUUGUGCAGCUAUUAUUAAUUAGUUGAUAAGUUUUGUUUGGGUUAACGGUUGGAAAAGACAAGAAUUGGAAAAGAAAGAAAAAGGAAAAGAAAAAAAUUGGAUGGUUUCUUUUGCAUGUCUGUUGUUGACUUGAUUGUGCAAACUUCAAUAUGAUGUCAUUUAAAACAAAAAGUCCUGUAGACUUUCCCAAAUCAAAUGAAAGGCACAAUCAGAUUCUUUCCCAGUGGAAGAAUCACACUUAAGCCUCAGAUCCAUCAAACGGCAGGCGCUGGAUUUAUUUCAUGUCAGUAAGCUUUUUCUUCAUUUAUACUGACACACUCCUGGUGCAAUUUUACAGCCAUUUGAUUCAUUGAAGUUGAUCCCUGUAGUGAAUUAGAAAGAAAAAAAAAUAUGCAGAACAUUUAUUUUCUCAUUCAGUCUGUUAUCGGAAGGUUUACUAAAGAUCGCAGCAUGUUCUGACGCGGGAAUAAGAAUUUCUUCGUAGUAGGUGGGCCGCUGGUUAUAGCCAGAAGCACGUUCUGAUAAAAAGUAAAGAACAUUAUAUUAUAGUACCUAUAUAAAAUAACCGAUUAUUUAUUUCAUUAUUACAAAAUUAAAACCUUUUCUGCUUAUAAAAAAAAUGAUUAUGCCUGAUUGGCUCUAAAAUUACCAAUAUUAUAAAGAAAUGGAAAGAAAAAUGACUCACUAUGUCUAAAGCUGUCUGAAAUGUUUCUCUUUGUUUAAUCUCCCUCCUCAUUUUGUGUUAAGGGACCAAUACAAAGAUCCUUUUUGGAUGAUUUAGUGACACCAGUCAUGCAAAAUUCUAUGCAGUUCAUGUUAAAAACAGAAAGAAAUAAACCUCUUAAAGAUAAUCGAUUGUUAUACAAAGUUCAUAACUUGCCUAUAUGACUGUGUUGAUUUGUACAUGACAACAUGUCUGCUACAAUAUGUGCUUUAUGUUUUCAUACUUGAAUAAAGACUUACGUUCAGUUGC